This is a messenger RNA of Heterobasidion irregulare TC 32-1, 1869 nucleotides long. RefSeq lists its product as uncharacterized. Gene Ontology annotation, molecular function: poly(A) binding. The transcript is spliced from 7 exons. Lineage: Eukaryota; Fungi; Basidiomycota; Agaricomycetes; Russulales; Bondarzewiaceae. Bases 1 to 1869 code for a protein of 622 amino acids. Gene Ontology annotation, biological process: regulation of mRNA stability. The record is from RefSeq and is a predicted model, not a curated record. Gene Ontology annotation, cellular component: nucleus; cytoplasm.
AUGGUUUUCGGUCUUACUAUCGGUACAGAGCGGGCAACCGCUUUGCAGAAUUCUAUUCAGGAUGAGCUUAUGAAACGAGGUUACAGUCCUGAUGCUGAUCCUGUCAUGGCGGAAUACAUCACCAUAAUGAUCAUAAACAACAAGACGGCUGCUCAGAUAUCAAUUGAACUCGAGGACUUGAUAGGUGCAGACUUCGAACGAAGCUUCACAGAUUGGUUGUUUUCAGAAGCAGCCAAAGGCGCACCAAAAGAAGCGACAUCUGAUCUUGAGCCCUCCCACGAACCAGUACCCUCUCUCCCCUCUGAAACUCCCACUCGCGAAGCUGUCCCCCAUAUCCCCGCCGAACCACUCCGAAGAAACCCUCCAAGUGGUCCUCGUAAUGGCGCUCCUCUGUAUCAGCAAGCGAUCUCUCAAGCUAUACCUUCUCAUUCCCCGACAGCGCAGAAACGUUCUGCGUCGGCUCGUUCACCUUCGCCAGGACCGAACAAGAUACGACGUACCGAUGUUCCUGUGGGGCCGAGGGCGAUGCUGCGGGAUGGGCAGCUUGGGCAUGGGCACGGUGGCCCCAGAAGUUUGUUGGAGAGGGUCGGGGGUCCAGCAGGAGGUAGAGCGAAUAGGGAUGACAUCCAGCAGCGGAUCGACAGUAUCACCAAUGCCUCGGCCGAUCCCAAUAUGCAAGCUGCGCUUGCUGCCGGAUACCUGCCACAAAAUGGCAUGGACAUGAAUGCGAUGGCUGCUCAAAUGGGUAUGGGAGGGUCUGCGAAUCCUAUGAUGUUGCAGGAGAUGAUGAUGAACCAAAUGGCGCUCAUGGCACAGAUGGCAACGAGCUUGGGGAUGCUCAAUCCCGCGCAGGGUCAGUUCGGCGGUGGAUUUCCUAUGCAAGGAGGAAUGCCGGAUAUGGGGAUGUUCAACGGUAUGCAAGGUUUUCAGGGUCCGGGACAGCCGCAACAGAUGGUCGGUGGCGGUGGCGAGAGAAAUCGUGGAUCUGGAAGAGGAGGAAGAGGGUUUGGCCGUGGAAGAGGACAACCAUCUUCGUCGCAUACUGGGCGCUCGGAAGCCAUUACGAAUAACGAGAAAGCAUCCACAGUUUCUCAGCAUGUGGUCAAUGCAGAACCUCCACGGCCAAUACCCCCAAACACAAUCGAAGCGCCGGCUGUCGCUACUCCAGUCCCUACCACGCCUCAGCCCCCUCGACCUGCAUUCGCUAUUCCUGACCGUCCACAGUCUCCAACGCUGUGUAAAUACGCGUUGAAGUGUACAAACGCCCAUUGUCGGUGGUCUCAUCCGUCGCCAGUCGCCACUGCAGAGAGUGGUAUGGUGUUAAGCAAUGAGGCCUGUGAACAGGGGAAAAACUGCAAGGAUAAGGAUUGCAUCAAGGCGCACGUCAGUCCUGCUGCCGUCAAUCCACAAGCAGUUGUAGAACAGGCGAAACCUCCUCUCGCUGUGCCCACUUCUGGAGCUGUUGCUUGCCGAUACGGAGCUGCAUGCACCCGCCAAGGAUGUACCUUCCAGCAUCCGGUCAACAAGAGCACUCACAUUGCUACGUCGUGUCGCUUUGGAUCUGGCUGCACUCGUGCUUCGUGUCCAUUCCAACACCCGGAAGGACGAGUACUCCCAACAGCAUUCCAUCGAGGGCUUUCGACAACCGCUCCCAUCGUGAACGUGUCCACGCCUCAGACAGGAACCAUGGGAGGCGCGAGUCACCACCGCAGCGUCACUUUCAACAAGCCUGGGAGCAAGGAAGCGCUGGAGCAAAAGGUGAAGGAGAUCGAAGAGAAGAAAACUCAGGCUGAAGCGGCGGUCAAGCAAGCGGAGGCCGCUGCUGGGGGGAAGAAGGAUGAUUCGAAGCCGGUGGCGAUCGCUGCAUAG